Messenger RNA from Notothenia coriiceps (black rockcod), 2055 nucleotides. RefSeq names its product TAO kinase 3a (gene taok3a). The transcript has 15 exons. The annotation marks the transcript as partial. Gene Ontology annotation, cellular component: cytoplasm. Gene Ontology annotation, biological process: regulation of cytoskeleton organization; protein phosphorylation. The record is from RefSeq and is a predicted model, not a curated record. Gene Ontology annotation, molecular function: protein serine/threonine kinase activity; ATP binding. Lineage: Eukaryota; Metazoa; Chordata; Actinopteri; Perciformes; Nototheniidae.
CCAGGCGCGUAACUCCUACUCUAACGAGGUGGUGGCCAUCAAAAAGAUGUCCUAUAAUGGCAAGCAGACUACCGAAAAGUGGCAGGACAUCAUUAAGGAGGUCAAGUUUUUGGGACAGCUGCGACACCCAAACACAAUUGAGUACAAAGGAUGCUACUUGAAAGACAACACUGCCUGGCUGGUGAUGGAGUACUGCCUGGGCUCCGCAUCAGAUUUACUAGAGGUUCAUAAGAAACCACUGCAAGAGUUGGAAAUUGCUGCCAUUACCCAUGGUGCCUUGCUAGGACUGGCUUACCUACAUUCCCAUAAUAUGAUUCACAGAGAUGUGAAAGCUGGUAACAUCCUGCUGACUGAGCUGGGUCAGGUCAAACUGGCCGACUUUGGCUCCGCCUCCAUUGCCUCACCUGCCAACUCCUUUGUGGGAACACCUUACUGGAUGGCCCCGGAAGUGAUCCUAGCCAUGGACGAGGGUCAGUACGAGGGAAAGGUGGACAUCUGGUCGCUGGGGAUCACCUGUAUUGAACUGGCGGAACGCAAACCUCCCUUAUUCAACAUGAAUGCUAUGAGUGCCUUAUAUCACAUCGCACAGAACGACUCUCCCACGCUACAGUCCAAUGAGUGGUCUGACCCCUUCCGGAGCUUCGUCGACUACUGCCUACUGAAAAUUCCUCAGGACAGACCCUCGUCAGGGGAGCUGCUAAGACAUGAUUUUGUGCGUCGGGAACGCUCGCCGCGCAUUCUGCUGGAACUCAUCCAGAGGACCAAGGAUGCGGUGCGGGAGCUGGACAACCUGCAGUACCGCAAGAUGAAGAAGAUCCUCUACCAAGAGAAGCACAACGGACCAAUGGGAGAGAGCCAGGAAGAGGAGGAGGAUAGCGAGGCAGCCAGCUGUAAGAUGAACAGCCUGGGAAGCAACCACUCCAUCCCGAGCACUUCGGUCAGCACAGGCAGCCAGAGCAGCAGCGUGAACAGCAUGCAGGAGGUACUGGACGACAGCUGCUCCGAGAUGACCAUGAUGCACCCACAGGACUACAGCAGCACCCUGGAAUCCUCCCCACACACAAAGAAGUACAACUGGGACGAUGGGAACCACCGGGACCAACUGCAAGGGCUGCGGCCGUCCUCCUCCGACAAGAGCAGCCAGGCCCAGAACUACAAGAACCAGAGCCGCUUCGCCACCAUCAAAUCGGCCUCUCUGGUGACCAAGCAGAUCCACGAGCAUGAGCAGGAGAGCGAGCUGCGGGAGCAGAUGUCGGGAUACAAGCGCAUGCGGCGGCAACACCAGAAGCAGCUGAUCGCCCUGGAGAACAAGCUGAAGGCCGAGAUGGACGAGCACCGGCUCAAGCUGCAGAAGGAGGUGGAGACGCAGGCCAACAACGCCUACAUCGAGCUGGAGAAGCUGGCCAAGCGCCACGCCGUGCAUUCUGAGAAGGAGAUGAAGACGGCGAUGGCGGAUGAGAAGAAGUUCCAGCAGCAGAUCGUGGCCCAGCAGAAGAAGGAGCUGACCACCUUCCUGGAUAAUCAAAAGAAGCAGUACAAACUCUGCAAGGAGAAGAUUAAGGAGGAGAUGAACGAGGACCACAGCACCCCCAAGAAGGAGAAGCAGGAGCGCCUGUCCAAGCACAAGGAGAACAUGCAGCACUCCCAGGCCGAGGAGGAGGCCAUGCUGCUGGCCCAGCAGAGAGUGUUCUACGACAGGAACUGCCGCGCCUUCAAGCGCAAAGUCAUGAUUAAGAGGCACGACCUGGAGCAGGAACAGAUCCGAGAGGAGCUGAACAAGAAGAAGACCCAGAAAGAGAUGGAGCACGCCAUGCUGAUCCGCCACGACGAGUCCAUGCAGGAGCUGGAGCACCGGCAGCUGAAGACGCUGCAGAAGCUGCGCAUGGACCUGAUCCGCCUGCAGCACCAGACGGAGCUGGAGAACCAGAUCGAGUACAACAACCGGCGAGAGCGAGAACUCCACCGCAAACACGUGCUGGAGCUCCGGCAGCAGCCCAAGAACCUCAAAGUGAGUCGGGAAAAAAGUCUUUCAAAGAUGUGGUUAUUGUCGUACAG